AUGUAGUUCCAUUCAAACAAUAACUUCGAAGUGAAUGACAUCGAAAUGUUCUAUCAACUCUGUAGAAGUUUUAUAGUUAUAAUAUUAUGUGUAACGUUAGUGCUUUGUGAUAAAUACACUAACAAGUUCAAUGGCAUAUACGGUUGUAAACAGACGAACGCAGUGAACAAUUACAAUCACCCAACAGAAUUUAUUCCAACGGAACACUUCGAAAACAUUAGCGCAGGCUGGAAUUCAACCUUCCUUCGCAUAGGAAUUUUCGGCAAGCAGGAUGGGAUAAUUCGUUUGUCGAAAAAGGCGAUGCCGUACAACAAAGAUACUCUACAUGAAAUUAUGAUUGGAAUGAACUCAAACAAAAACACAGAAGUACGCCGUCAAGUUCGCAACAACAUUAAUCAUCAUCGGAAUCACGUGCUGGCAAAAAUUCCAACGCCGAACAUCCUCUCGGAGCUGGAACCGUUCGUGCUAACGAUUGAGUUUGGCCUUGGAGGAGUAGUGCGACUAACGAGAGACGGGGAAACGGUUCCGUUUUUGGAAUUUUCCGAUCCCGAGGUGGAGAUUUGCCACAACUAUAUUGGCUUCUCGAACUGGGCGUCUAAAAUGAUAUACUUUUUUGAUUGUCCGGUGUCCAAUUUUGCUGCACGAAUGGAGUUUGAAGCUUUGAGGUGAUCGAAAUGUUUUUGCAGCUGUAUAAUUAAGUAAGAUUUAAUAUUAAGUUCCGUGUUUCCCAAACAGUAAUUUAAAAAAUGGCUGAUAUUUCUAAUAAACUGUGCGCUACACAUUUGG
This is a messenger RNA of Wyeomyia smithii (pitcher-plant mosquito), 786 nucleotides long. RefSeq lists its product as uncharacterized. The transcript is spliced from 2 exons. Lineage: Eukaryota; Metazoa; Arthropoda; Insecta; Diptera; Culicidae. Bases 46 to 669 code for a protein of 207 amino acids. The record is from RefSeq and is a predicted model, not a curated record.